Molecule: messenger RNA, 3419 nt
Organism: Populus nigra (black poplar)
Lineage: Eukaryota; Viridiplantae; Streptophyta; Magnoliopsida; Malpighiales; Salicaceae
Product: auxin response factor 18-like
Exons: 4
Coding region: 927-3050 (707 amino acids)
Biological process (GO): regulation of DNA-templated transcription; response to hormone
Cellular component (GO): nucleus
Molecular function (GO): protein binding; DNA binding
Source: RefSeq, a predicted model, not a curated record
UUAAGGAGAAAUGUUUUAAUGUAAUGAUCAAAACUAAAAAAAUAAAGGGAAAUUGGACAGGCUCCUUAAAGAUCCCUGUUGUUUUCCUGCCUUCCGAGGAUACACAGAGUUCUCUUCAGAUCCGAAGAAAAAGGUCAAUGGAAUAGGAAAAAGAAACACAUGAAGGACUUCUAUAUCCACUACAAUUACUUUACUGCUACCACUCCUUUCGGCCUUUUUUUCUUUAUUGGGUGCGUGUUAAACUUGCCCUUUUCCUGUUCUUUCAAAGCAAGUGUCUGUGUCUUUUUUUGGACUCUUGCAUGAUUCAAAAAAUCUUUUCUGCUUAUUCGAUGAUACCCUUUUUAUCUGCUUCUUUUACUGCCAUGAUUUCUUGGUUGAAUCUGUGACGACUGACUCUUGUUGGGGGAUUGCUUCAAGACUUUUUUUUUUCUCUGCUAAAUUUAGCAGAAGACUUGUGAGGAUACGCUGAGAGUGUUUCGUUAGUUACUGAUAUCUUCUCCUUUCGGCUUCUAAAAUCCGUGGGGGAGAGAACAGGGUUGGGGUACAGUUUUUUUUUUUUUUUUGAAGUCUGGAAACUCAACUUUUAGUCUAAACUUCCGUGGUUUUUAUGCCAAUCCAAUCGUUUUGGACAAGCUGUACAAGAGCUUGAUUUCUUAGUUUCAACAACAGCAGAAAGAGUUGCAAAGAAAAGGGGUUUAGAGAUGAGGGAGCCUUACCUGUAGAGCAGCUUCGUUUCUUCAACGAUAUUGAGAUUUUCUUGGAAUUGAAAUCGCAGUUUUGGAUACAGCUGCUGCUUGUGAGAAUCAGAAUUUAGCGUGUAUCUCAGUGAGCAAGGAAAAAACUCCUUGUUCUCUAUGUAGCAGAAAUAAAGAUUCUUCCAAUUUUGACUCUCCUGCUUUUUGAUCAUAGUGUAUGCCUUUUGAGAGAUGAUAACAUUUAUGGAAGCGAAAGAGAUUUUGAAAGAGGAGGCUGACAAGUGCUUAGAUUCUCAGUUAUGGCAUGCCUGUGCCGGUGGCAUGGUCCAAAUGCCGGCAGUGAAUUCUAAGGUCUUCUACUUCCCUCAAGGCCAUGCCGAGCAUGCGUGUGAGCCUGUUGAUUUCAGGAACUUGCCAGGUGCUUCUCAUACUCUAUGCAGAGUCUCAGCUAUCAAAUUCAUGGCUGACCCGGAAACUGACGAGGUCUUUGCUAAAAUUAGGUUGAUUCCAAUUAACUCUAAUGAAAUCGAUUUGGAUGACCAAGAAGUUGCAGUUAAUGGUGAAAAGGAAACCGCACAUGACAAUAAGAAGCCGGUUUCUUUUGCCAAGACAUUGACUCAAUCUGAUGCAAACAAUGGUGGAGGUUUCUCCGUGCCAAGGUACUGUGCUGAGAUGAUUUUUCCACGAUUGGAUUACACAGCAGAUCCGCCUGUGCAGACCCUUCUUGCUAAGGAUGUUCACGGUGAGACAUGGAAGUUUAGGCAUAUCUAUAGAGGGACACCGAGAAGGCAUCUUUUGACAACUGGAUGGAGCCCAUUUGUGAAUCAUAAGAAGCUUGUUGCUGGUGAUUCUGUUGUGUUUUUGAGGGCGGAGAAUGGAGAUCUUUGCGUUGGUGUUCGAAGAGCUAAGAGGGCGAGCAGUGGCGGACCUGAGUCCUUGUGGAAUCCGGCUCUUGGGAAUCCUGUAGUGCCUUAUGGGGGAUUUGGUGCGUUCUCGAGGGAGGAUGAACAUAAGAUGAUGAAGAAUGGAAGGGGGAAUGGCAAUGGUUCGAAGUCAAAUGAAAGUUUGAUGGGGCGAGGGAAAGUGAGGGCUGAAUCGGUUAUUCAAGCUGCUGUUCUUGCUGCAAAUGGACUGCCUUUUGAGACUGUUUACUAUCCUCGAGCCAACACUCCCGAGUUCUUUGUGAAAGCCUCUUUGGUAAAAACAGUAAUGCAGAUCCGGUGGUGUUCAGGGAUGCGGUUCAAGAUGGCCUUUGAAACUGAGGACUCUUCUCGGAUUAGUUGGUUCAUGGGAACUGUUUGUUCUGUUCAGGAUGCUGAUCCUCUUUGCUGGCCAGGUUCACCGUGGAGACUUCUCCAGGUUACAUGGGAUGAGCCUGAUUUGCUUCAAAAUGUGAAACGUGUUAGCCCGUGGCUAGUGGAAUUGGCAUCACAUAUGUCUGCCAUCCAUUUGUCCCCCUUCUCAUCACCAAGGAAGAAGUUGAGACUUCCACAGCACCCGGAUUUUCCCAUCGACGGUCAAUUUCCAAUGCCGAUAUUUUCCGGCAACCUCCUCCAGCCCAGCAAUCCCUUUGGUUUUCUACCCAACAACAUUCCUGCUGGCAUGCAGGGAGCCAGGCAUGCUCACUAUGGUCUACCACUAUCAGAUCUCAACCUCAAUAAACUGCAUACAGGUCUACUUCGGGCUGGUUUCCCGCCAUUGCUUGAUCAUACUGCUUCACUCACAAAAGCCUCCAAUAUCCAAUCCAUUCAAAAGCCUAUCUUGAGCGAAGGCGUUUCUUGUGAGCUGACCAUGUCACAUUCUACCCAGACUUCAAAGAGAGCUCAUGAUGUGAAGAAGAUACCUCAGCUUGUACUUUUUGGUCAACGAAUAGUUGCUGAGCAGUAUAUCUCUCGUAGCUGCUCUGAUAACACUGGCUCGCCAGUUCUUGCUAGAAAUAGUUGUUUUGAAGGAAAAUUAGAUAAGAUGGAAAAAUUUUCUGAGGGAUCUGUGUCCACUCUUCCUCAUCGAGGCCUAUCAAAGCAUUCCUCACGUGAAGGAUUGCAAUGGAAUAAGAACAACCACCGAAAGAGUGAGCAGUCCUUAGAGAUUGGUCACUGCAAAGUUUUCCUCGAAUCAGAAGAUUUAGGUCGCACCCUUGACCUUCAAUUGCUUGAGUCUUAUGAAGAAUUGUAUAGAAAGCUGGCUGACAUGUUUGGCCUACGGAAUUCUGAGAAAUUUAGCAAUCUGCUCUACCGUGAUGAUAAUGGUAUUACCAAACACAUUGGCGUGGAACCAUUCAGCAACUUCUCAAAAACAGCAAGGAGGCUGACAAUUGUGACAGAUUCAGGCAGUGAUAAUGUAGGAGGAAUGUAGAGGAAGGAAUAAACCUUUUGGUUUCAAAUUGUACAGCUGGCUGAUUGUACUCCUUGGUUCCUGUGCUGACCUUGUGCCCUUCAAGAAGUCUGGGAGGAGGUGUUGUGAUCUAAUUUUUGGAUUUCUCAGUUGAAGUUUCCUAGAUUCUUGUUUCUCUUCCUUCUUCUGAAGGAAAAUGUAGAUCUCAAAACUGGCUUUCAUUCCCAAUUUGUCAUGGUCGAAUUCAGUAUUUUUUGUGCACGGUUUCUUUACCAGUUUUCCUUUUUCUUUUUUUCUUGGCCUGCUAGUGCUAUGAAUCCAAGUCUUUAAAAGGACAUGGUCCUUGUAACAAAGGUGUUUUUGGGUGGAAUGAAUCAUGCCUUCUGAAAA